Molecule: messenger RNA, 687 nt
Organism: Ilex paraguariensis (yerba mate)
Lineage: Eukaryota; Viridiplantae; Streptophyta; Magnoliopsida; Aquifoliales; Aquifoliaceae
Source: the annotation of a GenBank genome assembly
AUGGAUCCUGUAUUGUACAUUGCUGUCGAAUCCGGCAACAUUGAUGUUCUAAUGCACAACAAGGACAAAAUUGGGGUUGAAGUGACUCCAAACCAAAAUACUGUCUUGCAUAUUGCAUCCCAAUUAGGCAAAACAGAAUGUGUGCAAAAGAUCCUGUCAGUGCAUCCAUUGCUAUUACGUCGCGUGAAUUCAAGUGGCAAGUCUGCAUUUCACCUUGCAGCAAAGAAUGGACACUACGACGUAGUUCUAGAACUUGCCAGUUGUGCAACAUUACUUGAUGCAUCAGAGCUUGAAAGUGGAGUUGGCGCAGUCAAGGAGAUGCUAAGGUUGACAAAUGAGGAUGAAGAAACAGCCUUGCACGAAGAUGUUCGAUAUAAUCGGUUUGAUAUAGUUGAUUUUUUAACAAAGGAAGAUCCAGAAUAUUUAUAUGCUACCAAUAAUGAUGGGGAGACUCCACUUUACGUUCCAGAAGGGGGAUUUCAUGAGUUUGUUGAGGUGAUCUUGAAAACAUGCAAAUCACCAUCUUAUAGUGGCCCAGGUGAUAGAACAACAUUACAUGGGGUAGUAAUCUUCAAGAACGAAGGUAUAAAAGAAUUAGUGGAUUGGAACAAAUCUCUAGUUCAGAAAACAGAUGAAAAUGGGCAGAAAAAGUCAAAUUACACACUCCUGAUUGUUGGGAAAUUGUGA